GCAUCCCGCUUCCGGCGCGGAGGUUAGAGUCCACACGCCCAGGCGCUUAGUGAUGAUGUCAGCUCCGGUUGCCAUGCUGAGUCGGAAGUGGGAACCCUUUGGCCCCUGAGACUGUCGUGUCGUCGCUGCUGGCCCUUCAGGCUCUGCCCCUCCCCCUAGGUCUGGAUGGAGGAUACCUUAAAGUGAAAUGACAGACCAGGAGAAUAACAACAACAUCUCAAGUAAUCCCUUUGCUGCUCUUUUUGGCUCCCUGGCUGAUGCCAAGCAGUUUGCAGCAAUCCAAAAAGAGCAGCUGAAGCAGCAAUCUGAUGAACUCCCAGCUAGCCCAGAUGAUUCGGAUAAUAGUGUGUCAGAGAGCCUGGAUGAAUUUGAUUACUCUGUGGCUGAGAUCAGCCGCUCAUUCCGGUCACAGCAAGAGAUAUGUGAGCAACUCAACAUCAAUCACAUGAUCCAAAGGAUCUUCCUCAUUACUCUGGAUAACAGUGAUCCUAGCUUGAAAAGUGGGAAUGGCAUCCCCAGCCGUUGUGUGUAUUUGGAAGAAAUGGCAGUAGAACUGGAAGAUCAAGACUGGCUUGAUAUGAGCAACGUUGAGCAGGCCAUCUUUGCUCGCUUAUUACUUCAAGAUCCAGGAAACCACUUGAUUAACAUGACUUCUUCUACAACAUUAAAU
Molecule: messenger RNA, 670 nt
Organism: Ictidomys tridecemlineatus (thirteen-lined ground squirrel)
Lineage: Eukaryota; Metazoa; Chordata; Mammalia; Rodentia; Sciuridae
Source: RefSeq, a predicted model, not a curated record